Messenger RNA from Strongylocentrotus purpuratus (purple sea urchin), 1335 nucleotides. RefSeq lists its product as uncharacterized. Lineage: Eukaryota; Metazoa; Echinodermata; Echinoidea; Camarodonta; Strongylocentrotidae. The transcript is spliced from 4 exons. The coding region runs from base 1 to 1335 and encodes 444 amino acids. The record is from RefSeq and is a predicted model, not a curated record.
AUGCUUACUUUCACAUUGACUUUCGCUGUGUUAGUUGCCAUGGCAACAGCUCAAACCACCACGCCUAAUACCCCAACGGAGGAAAUGCCAAUGGAAGAGUGGUAUCCCUUCAAGAAUCCAGGAGAGAUCCUUCCAGAAGGAGCGUUGACAGUGCCUUACAUUCUGGACAUCGUAGGUGGGUUGUGGAUGCAAUAUCGCCUGAUAGACUCAUACACAUACCUCUGCUCCGAGGUGCUUCCAGAGCUGUCCCAGAAGAUCCCAGAGAUUGGGAAUAUGAGCGACACCUGGACACCAGUUUGCGAGGAGGUUAUCUCUGCAAGGAAUGACGACGAGGGGUUCAAUGCCACCGAAUUCUGCAACGCUCUUGUUGCUUUGGGGAGUGACGUGUUUCCAGCCCAACCGAACAUGACUGAUCCUGGAGAGAUGCCAGCCAUGACUGGGACGGACAUGAUGGAAAUGCCUGCAGGAGACGAAAUGCCGACGCCCGGCCCCGAUGGGACACUUGAGUUACCUGUAGAUCUAUCUAGUUUGUUAUCACCCUUGCUUGGUUCCCUAGGAAACGUCGCCAAUGAUCUCUAUGGCAUCGACAUCAUGGAUCCACUCACCAUAUGUCCUCAAGCUCAUCUCUUCCUGGAACCAUCUCUGCCAAAACUAAUCUACGAUUUCGGGACCGAGUUCCUGAAUACCUUAUUGACCACAACGGCUCCUGAUUGUGAUAAACUGAAUGAAUUUCUUGAAGGUUUAGGGAUCGAUUCCACCUCGGAGCUAUAUCCGAUUAUGCAGGAAGUUGAAGCGCUCGUUUACAAAGCCAUGGGAUUCGAAAGUAGGGAGGAUCUCUGCGAAAAUGUCACCGAAGCUUUGAAUGACAUGACAACUAAAGACCUGGCAAAGAAGGUACUCAACCAUCUCUUCCUAAUCGUAACCAACGAGGAUACGUGUGGAACCAUAGCCCAUGACGCCAUCAACAUCAUCAAUGACGUCAUAAUGAUGAUGACUCCGAUGGACAACUCUACUGAAUUCCAAUUCACCAUAACUGAUGACGUAAUCUACCAGUAUACCGGGUUUAUGAGCAUUGAGGAUGCAUGCGAGGCCAUCGAUGUAGCUUUCUCAGGUGAAAAUACAUUUCGGUGUCACACGAAAGGUUUCGACCGAGAUGCUUGUAACAUCUGCACCAUGUCAACGUCUGAUGGCGUCCCAUCAUUCCUCUCGUCCAAUCACAUCGACUGUAACAUGAAGUGCCCCUUAGGCGCGAUUGCUCAAUGGUGGAGCAGUGGUCUCGUAACCGGAAGGUACCGAGGUCGAAACCAAGUCGAUACGUUCUUGCCCUUAGGAUGA